Gastrolobium bilobum is the source of this 1889-nucleotide messenger RNA. RefSeq names its product sulfoquinovosyl transferase SQD2. NCBI's taxonomy places the organism in Eukaryota, Viridiplantae, Streptophyta, Magnoliopsida, Fabales, Fabaceae. The coding region runs from base 55 to 1623 and encodes 522 amino acids. The record is from RefSeq and is a predicted model, not a curated record. The transcript is spliced from 11 exons. Gene Ontology annotation, cellular component: chloroplast envelope. Gene Ontology annotation, biological process: sulfolipid biosynthetic process; glycolipid biosynthetic process. Gene Ontology annotation, molecular function: UDP-sulfoquinovose:DAG sulfoquinovosyltransferase activity.
CCUUAUUGAAAGGCUGUAACUUUAUAUUAUACUUCUCACAUAUUUGCUAUCAUCAUGUACACUACUUCCCUCUCUAUAAAUCCCUCUCUCUCUCCUCCUUUUCUCUCACCUGCUACCACCAGCACCCCUUCUUCUUCAUCAUCACAUUCUUCAUACCCUCUUCAUAAUUCUGUUAGAUUUCAUCGUUUCCAACCACUUGGAUCCAAACCCAUUAACCCCUUUUGCAGAAAAGCACGGUUGUGCUCUUUGCAAAGGUCGAAGAGUGUGAAAAGUAGAGAAAGUUUUGUUCUUGGAGCUACCAACAUGACUAUAUCAGAAGAUAGUUUGCUAGAGGUGAGGGAGGAGGAAGAGGGUCCUCCUGAUUCUGCUUUGCUUGACCCUGAAAUCAAUUCAAGGCCUCGUCGAAUUGCUCUCUUCGUUGAGCCUUCUCCUUUUGCAUAUGUCUCAGGAUACAAAAAUCGUUUUCAGAAUUUUAUAAGGAACCUACGCGAAAUGGGAGAUGAGGUGAUGGUUGUGACCACACAUGAAGGAGUACCCAAGGAAUUUUAUGGAGCCAAACUAAUUGGAUCCCGGAGCUUCCCUUGUCCCUGGUAUCAGAAGGUACCCCUCUCCUUGGCACUUAGUCCAAGAAUAAUUUCAGCGGUUGCCCAGUUUAAGCCUGACAUAAUACAUGCAUCAUCGCCAGGCAUAAUGGUUUUUGGUGCUCUUAUCAUUGCAAAGCUUCUGUGUGUUCCUAUAGUCAUGUCCUAUCAUACCCAUGUACCAGUAUACAUUCCAAGAUAUACCUUUAGCUGGCUGGUGCAACCAAUGUGGUUGGUCAUAAAAUUUUUGCAUAGAGCAGCUGAUCUGACUCUGGUGCCAUCAGCUGCCAUUGCUAGGGAUCUCGAAGCAGCUAGAGUAACAGCAGCUAACAAGAUCCGUCUUUGGAACAAGGGUGUGGAUUCUGAAAGUUUCCAUCCCCGACAUAACUCCCAUGAAAUGCGACUAAGACUGAGCAAUGGUGAACCUGAGAAGCCCUUGAUUGUUCAUGUUGGACGGCUUGGAGUUGAGAAAAGUUUAGAUUUUCUCAAAAGCGUCAUGGAUAGGCUUCCUGAAGCACGAAUUGCUUUUAUUGGAGAUGGACCCUACAGGGAGGAGCUGGAGAAAAUGUUUGAAGGUAUGCCUGCAGUAUUCACAGGAAUGUUAGGAGGGGAAGAACUAUCUCAAGCAUAUGCAAGUGGAGAUGUCUUUGUUAUGCCUUCAGAGUCAGAGACACUUGGUCUUGUUGUUUUGGAGGCAAUGUCUUCAGGGAUUCCUGUGGUGGGAGCACGAGCUGGUGGAAUCCCAGAUAUAAUCCCUGAAGAUCAAGAUGGCAAAAUUGGUUAUCUCUAUACCCCGGGUGAUCUUGAAGACUUCUUGAGCAAAUUAAAGCCUCUUUUGUUUGACAUAGAGUUGAGAGAAACCAUGGGAAAAGCUGCACGUUUGGAGAUGGAGAAGUAUGAUUGGAGGGCAGCCACGAAGAAGAUUCGCAACGAAAAUUACAAUGCUGCCAUUUGGUUCUGGCGCAAGAAAAGGGCUCAACUGUUAAGACCAUUUCAAUGGCUAGCUAAACGCAUUUUCCCAUCACCAGAAGUCAACGUAUAAAGGGUGAUGCAAAUGCACUUUCCAAGGUUUGGAUGGUUCCUUUUGCAUGAUUGCUUUGGCUUCAAGAAAAACCUUUUAUGGGAGAAACUUGUUGAUUGAGUGUACUGCAUUCAUUUGCUGUAUAUAAUGGAACAAAAAAUAUGGUAGCUUUCACCGUAUUUUGUGCCAUUAUAAAAGUGGACUAAACUUGAAUGUCAAUUCAUAUUGUGAUAUGUAAAAGGAGAGUAUCAAGAUACAUUGGGCAACUAGUGAUUUUAAAACACAAA